GAGUGGCGCACACAAUGCACUGCACGGCUGACAAGGGUUGUGUCUCCCUGAUUUUCACGAUAAAUUUCCAAUUCAGUGGAAACUUGUGAGGGGGAAGCAGUGGAGCCAUUCGCACCCUCUCUAUAUGUAUUUCCACACUGGAUUUGGCGAGAAAACGAUAUCGUUGACCGGAAACGUCGGCGAGCGAUCCCAACUCCUCCUAAACAUUGGAUUACACAAGCUGCAUGAAGGAGCUGCCCAGCCCGACGGGGGCUCGGCCGACACCCUCGUUUAUGGAAAUCGACACCGAGGCUUUCAUAUUCGGGCCUUGAAUUUUUUCUUCGUGGUAGAAGCGGAAGGAAAGAAGAGCUGCGUGUAAAUAACCGAGAUAUUAUUAUUAUUGGUAGUAGACGAGCGAAUUGUAGAAAACAAAGAGCUUCCGUGUUUUUUCUGCUUCCUUUAAAUAUUGAGAGGCUCUUGUUUGUGGCUUAGCUGGCUAACAGCUAGCCGGAGUGCUAACGUUACGUCUUUCUUUUGAUGUGAUACGAAUUCAACCAUUACCAUCGGCCAUCAUCAACAUUUAGGCUGGAGGAAAAUUUCUCCUAUUGGCUUCGGGAUAUUAGUUAGCUGAACAGUUUACUGUUCGGUCCGUCACAUGUCACGGACACGUUUUAAGAAUCUAAUUGUAUUCUUGUGUUGCCGGCUGAAUAUGUUGUAAUGUAUUGAGUUAGCCGUGUGUGCUAACAAAUGAGCUAAUUGGCUGGAGUCAACACUGACUAGCAGUAGCAUUUAGUACGUGAACUCAACUAGGUAGUUACAUUUACUCGUUAGGUUAUAAUUUGCAUAAACUGGCAACAUUAACACGUCGGACUUCACAUUAAUGUGAAAUAAUGUCAUGGUCACAGCUGUGCUAAUGUCGGAUAUCUAGGUUAUUGGCCUCGCUAACUAGCUAACAGGCAAAUAAUUUUGUCAGCGUGUGCAGAAAUUAGGGAAAUCCUACGCGUAACCAUUUGUUGUGUGUUAAGCAAUUAAAAAAAUUGUGCGAUUUUCACUUCACCAUCCGCGUCGAGGCGGCGGAGUCUGCUUUGUCUCUGACGCGUCUAGUCUUGUCUUUUUUGUUUACAUGCUUAUAACUUGUGGUUAUCUGUCGUAUUUUUGGCUAGCUCGCUGUUAGCCUCCUACGAGACACAAUCAGGGAUGUCCUGACGAUUUGUGUUAAAUCGUGGCCGUUUUAAAUCUCCCAUGUGGAUCUAAAUCCGUGUUCAGAUUCAUUGAAAUGACACUAAAAUUUCGCCGCAAGAAAGGCACUGAUGCCAAGAGACUGUUAUCUGAGGACGGUAAAUAAUAGCCACUGGUUCCAUUAACGCCAUUUUAACAGGGGCUCCCUGCAAAGGCCCUGUGUGGUGGUGGUGGUUUUAUUUGCGGUUCGGUGCCUUCCACCGGACCAGGACUCGGAUAAAAGUGCCUUUGGUCUCACUGGAGUAGCUGAAAGAGGUGGCGUUUGAACAUGAGCACUGGAUUCAAGCAGCCGAGCCGACGGUCCCGUUCCCAGAGGGACAGGGAGCGGCGGCGGAGGAGAGUGGACCUGGGCGAGGGGCGGACCACCUCCCUGUCCUCGGGCUCCGACCGGGAGGCUUGUGGGACGAACAGUGUCCUGGGACCCGGUGGGAGGGAAUGUCGGCCUGGAUUUGGGAGACACAGGCCUCCGCGUCGGAGGAAGAGAGAGUCGGUGUCCUGCGAGGAGGACAUCAUCGAUGGCUUCGCUAUUGCGAGCUUCAUCAGCUUGGAGGCACUGGAGAUGGACUGCUCCCUGAAGCCCAGCCAGCGCAGCGACAUGCUGGGACGGAGGAACAAGGGGAAGAGGGGGCCCGACGAGAACGGCGGAGGGCCGCUGUCGGAGCCGGAGGAAGGAGCCCCGCACAGCUACUCCAGCAGCUGCAGGAACAAGAGUAGAAACAAAAGAAGAAAGAUAGAGGGGCACCAUUUGGAGACUGGCUAUAUUUGUGACACGGAGAGUGACACAGGAGACAAGGCCUCCGACAACGACAUGGAUCCAGUGUUCACAGUCACCAAAGUUGUGGAUCCUGCAGCUUCAAACAUGGGCACGUCCAUGGGGAAAAGCUGCCCGCCCCUGCCGGCCCGCUGCGGCGCGGCGUCUCGGUUGAUGGUGACCCCGCGGGUGUCCGGCCUGGAGCGGAGUCAGGAGAAAAGCCUGGAGCCGCACUUCCCAGAACCCGUUCCUUCUUCUACCUCUUCUUGCCUGCCUUCCCACUCGCCAGUCGCCGCCUCGGGCGCGGUCCCGCGACCCAACCCGGUCAACGGCAACGGCGGCCGCCACCACAACGGCAGCCCCCCACUCUCCAAACCCAAGCCCUUCCUCACUUUGCCUGGGCGACCUCACUACUUCCCCAACAGCAACCCAGCCAAACCUCAAUCAUCUGCUUCAUCUGUCGCGUCUUCCUCAUCCUCCAUGCGUCCCCAAACUCCCUCCACCAGUGUGUCUCUGCCCUACAGGGGCUCAGGAUCCUCAGGGCCCCACAGACCCCCGUCCCGGGUCAACCCCGGAGCCGGUUUGCCUCCCCCUCCUCCCCUGUUUCAAGUUCCUACCCCCGCAACGGAAGGAGAGCGCGAGGGCAGACGCAGCGUCCCAGGGGCUGACGCGGCAGCGGCGGCAGCAGCAGCGGGCCGCUCCACUCCCGGAGGUCCGUCGGCAUCGAACUCCACGCCGGGCUCGUCGGGCCGGACGUCCCAGAACUCGAGCAUCCCGCCGCUGGCCUUCCAGUUCCAUCAGCACAACCACCAGCACCAACACACGCACACGCACCAACACUUCACGCCCUUCCUCCACCCCACACCGACCGCGCCGCCUCUGUUCGAGAAAUAUCCAGGCAAAAUGGACGGGCUGUACAGACACCCUUUCUUCCCACAGUACCCGCCGCCCUCAGUGCCGAGUAUUCAGCCUGGGAUUCCUCCUACCGGGCCUUUCAGCUCCUUGCAAGGAGCAUUUCAGCCAAAGCCUCUUGUCCCUCAGGGAACGGGUCCUGAAAUAACAGCACGACUUGGGGUUGUGCCUCACCACCUGCAGCCCAAAGACCCCAGGCUAACUGAUCCAUUUGGGACAUCGUUGAAAAUCAGUAAUAAACCAGGAAAGUGGUGUGCUAUGCAUGUACAUGUGGCCUGGAUGAUUCUAAGCCAUCAGAAAAAAUUAAAGGCUGAUCCUCACAAGCUGGACUUCCGCAACGACCUGCUCGCCCGUUUCCCUGGAGGCGGAGGACUGGGUCAGCUGGGGCCAAUGGGAGGGGCCCUGCCGCCCACUCACGACCUGACCAGACCUCCGAGCCUGUUCUCGGCUACAGGUCCAGUCAAUCCGUCCUCAUCUCCUUUCAUCUCUCCGUCAGCGCCACACUCCUCGUUCCUAGCAUCGACCGCACACUUGGGUACGGGCAGCUUCAAACAUCCGUAUGGACGAUCUCCGCCCUUCCCCCCGCUGGGAGCCCUGGGUUCUGGUGCCUUUGGAGGACUCGGCAGCCCAACUUUGGGUCGGUCUUACACAGGAUCUGUAUUUGGCCCUAAAGACUCCCCAGCCGGCGUCGUUGGGGGCUUGCCGCCGCCAAACCGCCACGACCCGUGGAACCGUCUGCACGGUGGCCCGUCCGGGUUCCCUCCUGGCCCCAACUGGGCUAAAGGGUCCGACAGGAAGGACGAGAGGGAUCGCGUGAAGGAUGCAGAAAGGAGGGACAUCCCCCACAUCAAGGAUGAAAAGGACAGAGACAAUAUGCUGUACGGUCGACCACCUGUGAGAAUGUCUCCAGUUGCCCCUUCCUUCAAGCCCAGAAGUAGCACCCCAGUCUCCCAAAUUAAUGGCCACAGCAGUGCCCUGGGGGGAAGCACUGGACCCAUUGAGGACCUGACACGCAGCCUAAGCAGAGACAGAGACAGAGAGCGUGAGCGAGACAGAGAUGGGGACAAAAGGCCAGGGCCAUCUGUGUCUUCAAGGGGGCCUCCGUCAUCUUUAGUAGCAGACAGAGACCGACCGCGAUCUUCAUCAUCUUCUGUGCUCACCACGCCCCCACCCUCCAACCGCUCAGCCCAGUCUCCUUUGGACCUUUACCCUCGCUCGCUGGGCCCGACGGCGCACAGCCUCCACAGUGAACCUUCGCACUCCCAAAGGGACGGUAACCUCCCUGCUUCCUCUGCAGCUUCUGGCUCUGCUUCGUCUUUGUCUCAGGCCAAGAAGUCCGACCGGACCACGACGCCCGUCUCCAAACCUCCCCUGCUGCUCACACCGGUUAAAGUCAAGGAGGAGCGGAAAGAGGAGCCGGAGCUCAUCCCCAUCACCCUCCCUCCCUCGGCACCCGGCCACAGCUUCGACCGCCCCAACAGCCAUCCACACCACCACCGUUCUGGCACCCCUUCCUCUUCCUCUUUGUCACUGACUUCCACUCCCGGCGUUUCUUUCCCACCACCGACUCCAAACCCCUCUGCCCACCAACACCUUUCCCUCCUGGACCACUCAAGGGCCAUCGAAGCGUUCCUGGGAAGCCCGGCGGGUGCUGCGGGGUUGGUGGUGGGCGCGGGAGAACGCUUCACCCACGGUCCGCAUCAAGGACAGCCGCAGGGUCCGCACAGCUUCACCUGGGACCCCUGGAGGGAGCUGGCGGCUCAGCAUCAACAUCAGCAUCGCAGGGAAGCUCUGGCACUUCGUUCAGCGGUGCUGUUUCAGCAGCAGCAACGCUUCAUGGAGGUAGAGAGGGCCGCGGCUGCAGCUGCGGCAGCCCCUCACCACCCUCCGACUUCUACCUCCACCGCCUCCUCCUCUGGUGUGCGCCCGGAGUUCAGCCUGAUGGCCCACCACUUCGAACGCCCUCAUCAGCUCGGACCCCCAGGCGGCAGGCUAAUGGAGGAGGAGCAGCGCGCCCAGUUCCUGAGGGAAGACUUUGAGCGAGCACACUACUUCGGCAUGCACGCACACCUCCCUCACGGCUCUCACCUCUCGAGCCCCUCUCACAAUGCUACCGCCGCUCACCUGGAGCAGCUCCACCUCAGCCAUCUCCCUCCAGGAGCCUCGGCCGCCUCCCAGCACCACGCAGGCCUCUUCUCCCGUCUAGGCCACCUCAACCCACACCAAGUGCCCAACGGCAUCCUGGCGAAGACCACUGCAGGCUUGGUGGGAGCUCUGUCAGUGGGGGCACCGCCGCCGCUCAUUCCGUCCGUCACCAACCGGUCGUCCACUCCCCCCCGCGGUUCUAGACUUGGGCCAGGCGAGCUGGCACUGUACAGCGCCCACAAAGAUGGAGAGUCCAGAUAGUACAGGGACAACACUGGAGGAGAUUAAGGGAAAUGUCAGGAUCACUGUGCUGCUCUCAACCUGCUCCCUUUUCCUCUUGCGGACUACUAAACCCUGUCCUCCCGGUUACGCGACCACCCCAGCUCCAGUCCACUGCCCCCUUCCAAAAAAAAAAAGGGGGUAACCAUUACUGGCUGGAGGCGAUGGAAGGGAGGGAAAUGCAAGACUCGGAAUAUGCCCAAUGGUUCUAUCAGUGCAAUUUAAAGGUACAUGGUUUCUGUGCAUCCUUGGUGUAUUUUUAUUUUAUACUGGCUGUUGGUUAUCACAGUGCUCUGUUUGAAACCUGUAAGAAGAGGCAGAGGGCAGCUUUUUCAUUCGUCAGAAGAAUUAUGAUCCAUAAUUUUAAGCAAGGCUUUUUCCGGGUGGAUUGGAAACAAUUUCCAGAGGGAUGGACGCCUAGAAAACCUGACCGGGGUUCGUCCUCAGCUUGGUUAACUUAUGGGAUAUCACAUGAAUCGACCCUGUUUAGGUGUUGAGAAUGAGAGUUGUUAGAAAUACAGUGGUAAAGUGGUGUUUUCUGUUCUGUUUUUGUGUCUUUUUGUCAUUGUGAAAAGACAGAUUACUGAUGAGACCAUUAAAUUAAGAUCAGUAAGCAUCGUACCUCAGUUCCCUGCUUUACCCAAAAAUCUUAACUCCAAACCCUCCGCUUCACUUCUAAAGAGAUUCAACCUUUCUUUUGGCUUGUUUUUGUUUUCAAAGGAUGAAUGGCGAAAUGAACUGUGAGACACUGUGCGUGAUGACAGUGUUUUUAGAGCUUCCUCUGUUUCCCAGUCUCCUCUUGACUAUACGAGCAGGACCAGAUUAUAGUAGUCUAGAGAAAUUGCCUUUGUAAUUAUAAUUCUUAACAUUAAUUAUCUUCUAUAAUAAUAAAUAUAUUCACUGUUAUGUUAUUUGUCAUUGUUUCAGGUAUCAACCAGUCUCUCUCCCCAGGUUGUAAUGUUUCAAAUCAUGCAUAAAACAAAAAGGCUUGCUUCACGGAAAACUUUUUAAUGCUUGUGAACAUUGAGCCGUACCCAUCGCAACCUCUGGCCUCUUCAAGGAUCUCAUCGAUGACUAUUAUGCCGAGAGGAGAGGUUUGCCCGUGUGUCAUUGGUUGUGUGUUAUAUCCAUUUGGGACUGCGGGAGCAUUGUACAUUGAACUGUCGAGUUGUUUGAUCAACAAAAAUAAGUUAUAUACAUGUACACGGAUAGGUGGGACAUCUGCUGAAGAACUGAAAAAAAAAAAAAAAUAUAAGGACUUCUGUGAAAAGACAACUAGACAGUGGGUAUCCUGAGAGGGAAAAGACUGGGUCGAUUAUUUUAAUAUGACCAUUUUAUACCUUUCAAACCCCUCCCCUAGAGACCACAAAGAUUAAUUAUUAAAUGAAUUGUUGUUUA
Messenger RNA from Mugil cephalus (flathead mullet), 6703 nucleotides. RefSeq names its product fibrosin (gene fbrs). Bases 1487 to 5287 code for a protein of 1266 amino acids. NCBI's taxonomy places the organism in Eukaryota, Metazoa, Chordata, Actinopteri, Mugiliformes, Mugilidae. The record is from RefSeq and is a predicted model, not a curated record. The transcript has 18 exons.